AUGGGUGGUCGUCUAACAACUUCACCAUCAUCGACAUCACCAUCAUCAUCAACAACAACUCAGCGACCUACAGCUUCCAAUCCUUCCGCAAAUUCAAAUCCCACACGUACACAUUCAAAUCAUCAUUAUCAACAACAGCAGCAGCAGCAGCAGCAAGUAGUGCAUCAUCAUCAUCGGUCCAACAGUAGUCAUCAUCAUCAUUCACAUGGAUUGUUUGGUAAUAAUUCCGGAAAUUCUAAUAGUCGACAUCGAACAGCAUCGACAAAUAUUGAUCCAUUAGCUGCAACAACAUUUAAUUUUAAUUUAUUACGUUACGUUGGACUCGAACAUGAAUCGGAUGAUCAAAGUUCAGAUGAUGAUUCUCCGCAAGCUCAUCGGCGUUUACAACAUUUCAUAAUUACUCUUCGUGAUGUUCCUUGUCCUGUGUGUAAUAAAACAAUACCAAGCGAUUUAUUUGAAAAACAUAUUCUACAUUGUUUAUCUAAACCUCGAAUAGAUUAUAAUGAGGAUGUAUUAACUGAAGAUAAGGAUGAAUGUGUCAUUUGUCUUGAUGACCUAUUGGCAGGACAAAAGAUUGCUCGAUUGCCAUGCCUUUGUAUUUAUCAUAAAAGUUGUAUUGACAAUUGGUUUCGUAUCAAUAGAACAUGUCCUGAACAUCCCGGCGAUUAA
Molecule: messenger RNA, 669 nt
Organism: Rotaria socialis
Lineage: Eukaryota; Metazoa; Rotifera; Eurotatoria; Philodinida; Philodinidae
Source: the annotation of a GenBank genome assembly